Molecule: messenger RNA, 3271 nt
Organism: Oncorhynchus mykiss (rainbow trout)
Lineage: Eukaryota; Metazoa; Chordata; Actinopteri; Salmoniformes; Salmonidae
Product: GDP-L-fucose synthase
Biological process (GO): nucleotide-sugar biosynthetic process
Molecular function (GO): GDP-L-fucose synthase activity
Source: RefSeq, a predicted model, not a curated record
CGGGACUCGCCAAAAUACUUUCGUCAUCGCCCUAACCAUCUCAUUUGGACUGGAAUCCGGUCAUGGAAGCUUCUGACUUCAUAGCUAGCUAGAAGAAGAAUCAAGCUCUGGAGUAACUGAUGGGAGAUAACAUGGUGGAUCAGAGCAGUCCUAUGCGGGUGUUGGUGACUGGGGGGACUGGUCUGGUGGGCAGGGCCAUAGAACAUGUGGUCAAAGAAGAGGGAGGAGCGCGGGAGGGAGAGGAGUGGAUCUUCCUCUCCUCUAAGGAUGCAAAUCUCAUGGACAUGGGUGAGACGCAGGCAGUGUUUUUGAAGCACCAGCCCACCCACGUCAUCCACCUGGCAGCCAUGGUGGGAGGGCUCUUCAAGAACAUGAGGGCCAACCUAGACUUCUGGAGGAACAACAUCUACAUCAAUGACAACGUCCUGCAGGCAGCCCACGAGGUGGAUGCUGUCAGGGUGGUCUCCUGUCUCUCCACCUGCAUUUUCCCUGAUAAGACCACCUAUCCCAUCAAUGAGACCAUGAUCCACAACGGCCCUCCUCACGAGUCUAACUUUGGCUACUCCUAUGCUAAGAGAAUGAUCGAUAUCCACAAUAGGGCGUAUCACCAGCAGCGUGGGCGAUGCUACACAGCAGUGAUACCGACCAAUGUGUUUGGCCCUCAUGAUAACUUCAACAUCGAGGAUGGACAUGUACUUCCAGGCCUCAUACACAAAGCAUACAUUGCUCAGAAGGAGGGUAGUCCAUUGGUGGUGUGGGGCUCAGGAACUCCCAGAAGGCAGUUCAUCUACUCAUUGGAUCUGGCUCGUCUCUUCCUCUGGGUGCUGAGAGAGUACCCUGAGGUGGAUCCCAUCAUACUGUCUGUUGGUGAGGAGGAGGAGGUGUCCAUUAAGGAGGCAGCAGAGGGCGUUGUCGAAGCACUGGGGUUCAAAGGUCAAGUGACUUAUGACAGAACUAAAGCAGACGGUCAGUUCAAGAAGACAGCCAGCAACGCCAAGCUGCUGCGGUACUGCCCCAACUUCACCUUUACCCCCUUCAAACAAGCCUUGAAGGAGACAUGUGAUUGGUUCGUGGCCAAUUACGACACCGCCCGCAAGUGAAGAUUCCUCAAAACAGAUUGGCUGUUAGGAAACCAGUCCUAGGAAGGAAGGAGCAGGAAUAGGGGACUGUGAUGGAGGGGUCAGGAGGAGUGGAGCUGAAGGUUCUAGAACUGACAAAGAACUUAGGACUUAGAGCGUACAUGAAGAACAUUAUCUGCCAUUAAAUGAAGUCCUGUUAGACUGAUGUAAUGUGGUCCUGAUCAUGUUGCUGAGAUUCCAUGAAGAAUGUGUAGAGUGUAGGCUGGGCUAAUCGCUCUGUUUUAACACUCAAACAGCAUCCUGUUCCUAUAUCAGUUGUACUCAAACUAUUUGAGAAGGUGGCAAAGGUCUGGAUGGCUAUUGUAAUUUAUCGGCGUAAUAAUGAAUCCUCAACCCAUUCGACCCCAAACUGUUCACACCCCUUUUGUUGGCAGAGAAAAAUUAAUGUUUUAAAGCUAAUUUCCUGCAAUUCUACACAUUUUCCAUGUCUUAUUUGUUGAUAUACCAGGAGUUGAAUCCUGACUGUAUUGACCCCAUUCUGAGUCUAGAUCCAGCCUACGGUCCAACUGUUGAGUAUGGCUGCCCUAUAUAGUACACUACUUUUGACCAGAGAUCUAUGGCACUAUGUAGGACAGGGAUGGGCAACUCCAGUCCUUGAGGGCCUGAUUGGUGAAACACUUUUCGCCCAUCCCUAGCCAACACAGCUGAUUUAAACUAAUUACAUUCAACUGAAGAUCAUGAUUAGUUGAUUAUUGGAGUCAGGUGUGUUAGCUGGGGCUGGGGAAAAACUGACACACCAAUCAGGCCCUCAGGGACUGGAAUUACCCACCUCUGAUGUAAGAUGUGUCCCAAAUAGUACCCUACUUCCUAUCUUGUCUGGAGUGACCAGCAGGACUCCUAUCUCCUCUAUAACCAUGUCUAUACCAUAUGACUAGAGUGGGUAUAAUGGACUUAAACUAGUUAUUUGUCCAUAGGAUUCCCUCUAUGUCCACCCAAUAUGGCAACAAAAUAGAAUUUUCCACAAAUAAAUCAUUGUGCUGCCAUUUUGAGUGGGUUGUUCACUACUCAAUUUGUCUGCUGUAUCAUAUAGAAUACCAGGAGGAGUGGAGCUGAAGGUUCUAGAACUGACAAAGAACUUAGGACUUAGAGCGUACAUGAAGAACAUUAUCUGCCAUUAAAUGAAGUCCUGUUAGACUGAUGUAAUGUGGUCCUGAUCAUGUUGCUGAGAUUCCAUGAAGAAUGUGUAGAGUGUAGGCUGGGCUAAUCGCUCUGUUUUAACACUCAAACAGCAUCCUGUUCCUAUAUCAGUUGUACUCAAACUAUUUGAGAAGGUGGCAAAGGUCUGGAUGGCUAUUGUAAUUUAUCGGCGUAAUAAUGAAUCCUCAACCCAUUCGACCCCAAACUGUUCACACCCCUUUUGUUGGCAGAGAAAAAUUAAUGUUUUAAAGCUAAUUUCCUGCAAUUCUACACAUUUUCCAUGUCUUAUUUGUUGAUAUACCAGGAGUUGAAUCCUGACUGUAUUGACCCCAUUCUGAGUCUAGAUCCAGCCUACGGUCCAACUGUUGAGUAUGGCUGCCCUAUAUAGUACACUACUUUUGACCAGAGAUCUAUGGCACUAUGUAGGACAGGGAUGGGCAACUCCAGUCCUUGAGGGCCUGAUUGGUGAAACACUUUUCGCCCAUCCCUAGCCAACACAGCUGAUUUAAACUAAUUACAUUCAACUGAAGAUCAUGAUUAGUUGAUUAUUGGAGUCAGGUGUGUUAGCUGGGGCUGGGGAAAAACUGACACACCAAUCAGGCCCUCAGGGACUGGAAUUACCCACCUCUGAUGUAAGAUGUGUCCCAAAUAGUACCCUACUUCCUAUCUUGUCUGGAGUGACCAGCAGGACUCCUAUCUCCUCUAUAACCAUGUCUAUACCAUAUGACUAGAGUGGGUAUAAUGGACUUAAACUAGUUAUUUGUCCAUAGGAUUCCCUCUAUGUCCACCCAAUAUGGCAACAAAAUAGAAUUUUCCACAAAUAAAUCAUUGUGCUGCCAUUUUGAGUGGGUUGUUCACUACUCAAUUUGUCUGCUGUAUCAUAUAGAAUACCAGGUAGUUUUGGAUAUGUUCUUUUAUAACUUUCUUCACAAAAUACAACUGUGCAAUAUGUACAUGAGUGGUGGGCUGAGAGAAUAAAUCAAUGUUUAUUUUAA